CCAUAAUUAAUUCAAUUACAUUAUAAAAAUCAACAUUAUACAAAUAAUUCAUGUUAUAAAGAAUGAGCUCAUUACACCAUAACAUAUUAUUAAUGGAACUUAUUAAUGGAUUUAUUACCACAUUUUCCUCAUAUUCAAUGAAAUUAACUAUAUUAGUAAAAUUUAAUUUAAGAAUUAUCUAUGACUAAGAAUAAAUCUACUUCAAAAAAUCUAUCUGUGUAUUCUGAUUUAUAUCUUCCCAAUGUGACCGUUUCACUAGUUCAUAACCUUUUAGUGUUUUUAUCAUAUUUUAUAAACAAUUUCUUAUUCAAUUGCUACUACCUUGCGGUUUCCAAGACCCUUUUCUCUCUAUUUAAAUGUUUAAACAACCUCUACACAGGCAAUUUAUUUUUUCUGACGAAGUGGCUUGAGUAUUCUGUAUCAUUUUUAGUAAUUUUUACAUGGCUCCGAAGAUACUCCUCCAAAUUUGAUGGAUAUGCUUUCCAUCAUUUUUUCCAUUACCGAUAUGGAAUCAUUAACUUCAAGGACAUGGUAUCUAGAGUUCUGGGAACUCUCAGUGCCGCGUCAUUUUUCGGAUAUCUAUACCACAGAGUUUUCAAUGUGACCAAUAAUUCCUACAACUCCAGUCUCAAGAAAACACUGUACACAAUGGUGGAGUCAAACACAUGCCACACACUUAUGGAAUGGCUGGUAUAUUCAAACUUUAAAAAAAGCGAAAGGCACUGGUUUACAAAGAAGUUUUUAUCUGGACUUUUAGUUUUACAAUCUCUUAAAUACGAGGAUAAAUAUUAUGAUUUGGCCGAGAAGUACGUAGCUCUACUUUUCGAGUACUUUGCCGUCGAAUUCACAUUCUGCCUUUUCUUAUAUACCCUAUCGUACUUACUCUUAAGAUCAAGAACAACACCGAAGGCGAAUAUGAUGCUAAACACGCUAGUUAGAGGAGUUUUCGCCACAUGCGGAAAUAUGUUUCUCAGUAAGCUUGAAGGGAAAGUAACUCUGGAUGAAUCGAAGUCAAUGGUUUUAUUUUUCGAGGAGGGGAAUUUUGUAUUACUGCUGGUAAGGCUACUAUCAAGUUUUCUAGCAGCAUAUCUCGUUCCUCUAUUUCUUCCUAUGCCAAGGAUAAUGUGCCUGAGCUCAUACAAGGACAUGUUCCCUAACACUUCUCUUGAGGGGAAACUAUACAGAACGGAUUUAUCAAGCAGUUUCUACGUGAAAACUGAGACUGGUGUCAAGGAUGAUGUUUCUAACAGUAAAUGGCCGGAAAGUAGUCUAGGGAGGUUAUUUUGUAAAUUUGAAAAGUAUCUGGAUAACAGAUUAAAGAAUAAGAAAGAGGCAGAUGAGGACUAAAGAUUUCACUAAUUCGUUAAUACAACAGGGAUCAAUGUGCCAAUUACAGAUAUGAUGGAAAUAACUAUUUUAAUAUUAUUUUAAUCAUAAUGUUUUCUCAAAAAUUAAA
This is a messenger RNA of Theileria parva strain Muguga, 1456 nucleotides long. Its product is annotated as putative integral membrane protein. The record is from RefSeq and is a predicted model, not a curated record. Bases 181 to 1347 code for a protein of 388 amino acids. The transcript has 3 exons. NCBI's taxonomy places the organism in Eukaryota, Apicomplexa, Aconoidasida, Piroplasmida, Theileriidae.